Molecule: messenger RNA, 2139 nt
Organism: Ornithorhynchus anatinus (platypus)
Lineage: Eukaryota; Metazoa; Chordata; Mammalia; Monotremata; Ornithorhynchidae
Product: chondroitin sulfate synthase 2-like
Cellular component (GO): Golgi cisterna membrane
Molecular function (GO): glucuronosyl-N-acetylgalactosaminyl-proteoglycan 4-beta-N-acetylgalactosaminyltransferase activity
Source: RefSeq, a predicted model, not a curated record
AUGCGGGGGAGGCCGGCGCUGCGGUCGGCGCUGCGGUCGGCGGGGCCGGUGGCCCUGGGACUUUCCCUGGGCUUCACCCUCAGCCUGCUCAGCCUCAGCUGGGUGGAGGAGCCCUGCGAGCCCGGGACCCCCGGGACCCCGGGAUCCCUCCCCAGCACGAGACCCCCUCCCCAGCCCGGGCCCCCCGGGACCCGCUGCGUCAGCACGGAGCUGGGCACGCGGCAGCGGCCGCCGGUGGCCGUGCUGACCUCCCCGUCCGCCCUGCCGUCCCUGGGCCCCGGCCCGCCCGGCCCGGACGCCUCGGCCCGGCCGCCGUCGACCGCCUCUACCUGGGCCGGCCCCGGGCCUUUCGCCGGAGAGGAGGGGGACGGGGCCGAGGCCGCCGGGCGCUACUUGCCGAGGGGGCGCGGGGACCCUGCUGUCCGGAGCCUCCUUCGCCGGCUGCAGCCGCACCUGCGGGGCUGUCGCGACCGCAUCGUGGACGCCGGGCCCUGGCCGUCACCGGGGCCGGCUGCGUCGGAAGCCACGGGGUACGGGGGCCGGGGCCUUGGCCGUCCUCACGCCUCCCGACCCCUGACCCCAGGGGACCCGCUAGGGUCCUGGGAGCUGGGAGUCCCCGCCCGGGAGCCAGAGCGGGAGGAGCGGGCUGAGGGUGGGGAUCUCGGGGGGUCUCACAGCUCCUGCCCUCCUACCCCAAGUGGGUGCGCUAUGGUUCCCUGGAGCCGGGGGUUGACCCGGAGACAGAGGAGGCCGAGGGGGGUGCGCUACGACUCCCUGGAGCUGGGGGUCCCCGGGGAGCCGGAGCCGGAGGAGGGGGACCCCCGCUUGGAGAGCGCGCUGACCGCCCACCCCGUGCGAGACCCCGUGCAGAUGUACCGGCUCCACCGGGCCUUCGCCCGCGCCGAGCUUGGGCCCGCACUACGGGAGAUCCGGGACUUACCGCGGGAGAUAGAGAACAUCGGCGCCCUGGCAGCGGAGCAGGCCUCGUCCUGGCCCGUGGGCUUCCCGGCCCCCCUCGCGCCCGGCCUUGCGCCGCUUCGACGUCCUGCCUGGGACUACUUCACCGAGCGGCACGUGUUCUCCUGCGCCGGACGGCGCGCCCUCGCUGCCCCGCUGCGGGGGCGGAUCCGGGGCCGCCGUGCCGGCCGCCGCCCGGGAAGAGCUGGCCCGCCCCGGCCCCGCCUGCUCAACGGCUACCGGCGCUUCGACCGCGGCCCGCGGCAACGGACAACACGCUGGGACCUGCUGCUGGAGGCCACCCCGCGGGCGGGCCGCCGGCCCCCGGCCCGACGCGUGCGGCUGCUGCGUCCGCUGGGCCGCGUGGAGCUCCUGCCGGCCCCCCGGCCCCAGCGGGCCGCGCCCCUCUCCGUUCUGCCGCCGGCCGAGCUCCACCCGGCCCCGGCCUUCCUGGAGGCCUUCGCGGCCGCGGCGGCGUCGGAGCCGGGCCUCGGGCCCGGGGCCUCCCUGACCCUCCUGCUCCUCUACCCGUCGGCCCGGGGCGGCGAGGACGUCUUCGCCCCGGUCGAGGCCCGGGCGGCCGAGCUGGAGGGCCGCCUCCCGGGGGUGCGCGUCCCCCGGAUGGGCCUCGCGCGAGGCCUCCCCGCCCCGUUGCUCCCGCUGGACCCGCCGUCCCGGGAGCGCCCGCCGGACAUGCUCUUCCUGCUGGCCGGCCCCACGGCCCUGAGCCCCGACUUCCUGCGGCGCUGCCGGCUGCACGCCGUCCCGGGCGGCCAGGCCUUCUUCCCCGUCCACUUCCGGGCCUUCCAGCCGGCCGUGGCUCCCCCCUCGGGGCCGCCCGGGGCGCCCCCGGAGCUGAGCCCGACGGCGGGCCGCGUCGACCGGGAGGCGGCCGGCGAGGCCCGCUUCUACAACUCCGACUACGCGGCCGCCCGGGGCCGGCUGGCGGCCGAUCCCGGGGAGGGGGAGCCGCUGGACCGGCUGGACCGGCUGGACCUCGACGAGCUCUUCCUGCGCUUCUCGGGGCCGCACGUGCUGCGGGCCGCCGAGCCCGCCCUGCGCCAGCCGUACCGGCCCACCGACGGCUACCGCCGCUGCCGUCGGGGAGCCCUCCGGGGCCUCGGCUCCCGCCCGCAGCUGGCCGCGCUGCUGUUCGAGGGGGAGCGCCGAGGCGGCGCCUGA